UCCUGAUGACGUACGGCCAACCGUUGCAAGUUGACAGCUGAACAACAAAUGCUCCUAAAAUGAGCUCAUUAGCAACAUAACGAACAUUUAUAACAUUUAUAACACUAUAGCUCGGUGGCUGCUUUUACAUGAGCAUGAAGUGAAAGUGCCCUCGACCCCGCUCCGCCCGCACCAGCAGUUAUUAGCGGACUGAAAGGCAGUUUCACAGACAUCAUGUCGUUCGUGGUGGACUCGGUCAUCAUGUUCACCUCACAGGUGCUGUUCUUUGGAUUUGGCUGGUUAUUCUUCAUGCGGCAGCUGUUUAAAGAUUACGAGGUGCGACAGUACAUUGUCCAGGUGGUUUUCUCUGUCACUUUUGCUUUUUCAUGUACCAUGUUUGAGCUCAUCAUCUUUGAGAUUCUGGGUGCCUUAAGUAGUAGCUCCAGGUAUUUCCACUGGAAGCUGAAUCUGUAUGUGAUACUGCUGGUUCUAAUCUUUGUGGUGCCUUUCUACAUUGGCUACUUUGUUGUCAGUAACAUACGCCUGUUGCAGAGACAGAGGCUUCUGUUCGCUUGUAUGGUGUGGUUUACCUUUAUGUACUUCUUCUGGAAGUUGGGGGACCCAUUCCCCAUCCUGAGUCCAAAACAUGGCAUCCUGUCCAUUGAGCAGCUAAUCAGUCGUGUUGGUGUGAUCGGAGUCACACUCAUGGCUUUGUUGUCCGGGUUUGGUGCGGUCAACUGUCCGUACACGUACAUGUCCUAUUUCCUCAGAAAUGUAACUGACAGUGACAUCCUUGCUCUGGAGAGACGGCUGCUCCAGACUAUGGACAUGAUUGUCAGCAAGAAGAAACGAAUUGCCAUGACACGGAGGCAGAUGUACCAGCGUGGGGAAGACCAGAACAAACAGACAGGAUUCUGGGGCAUGAUCAAGAGUGUCACCUCCACACAAACAGGCAGCGAAAAUCUCUCUCUGAUCCAGCAGGAGGUCGAUGCUCUAGAGGAGCUGAGUCGACAACUCUUUCUUGAGACUGUGGACUUGCAAUCUACCAAGGAGCGAAUUGAGUACUCAAAGACAUUCCAGGGGAAAUACUUCAAUUUCCUCGGCUACUUCUUUUCCAUCUAUUGUGUUUGGAAAAUCUUCAUGGCCACUAUAAACAUUGUGUUCGAUCGAGUUGGAAAGACGGAUCCAGUGACGAGGGGUAUUGAAAUUACAGUGAACUACUUGGGGAUCCAGUUUGAUGUAAAGUUUUGGUCCCAACACAUUUCUUUCAUCUUGGUGGGUAUAAUAAUCGUUACAUCCAUUCGUGGCUUACUCAUUACCCUCACUAAGUUCUUCUAUGCAAUAUCAAGCAGCAAGUCCUCCAAUGUCAUCGUGCUUGUCCUCGCUCAGAUCAUGGGGAUGUAUUUUGUUUCAUCCGUAUUGCUGAUGCGUAUGAGCAUGCCGCUGGAGUAUCGCUCCAUUGUGACAGAAGUUCUGGGAGAGCUGCAGUUCAACUUCUACCACCGCUGGUUUGACGUAAUCUUCCUGGUCAGCGCCCUUUCCAGCAUCCUUUUCCUGUAUCUUGCCCACAAGCAGGCACCAGAGAAACACAUGGCCCUCUGAUUCCCCACAUCUCUCCCCACCUGGAUGUGACCCCUGGGGUGACUUUGAUUCUGGAAUAGGGAUAUCAAGGAAUUUUUUUAAAAUAUAAAUUACAUAAUUAUCUGGACUGCCGGGUUCCUGAAUCAGGAAUGGCUGAUUGUUGGAUACAAGUGAUGGGGAACCUUUGGAGCACAUGAGGAGACAACUUUGAAAGUGGACUUUCUCGAAUUAUUAUCAAACCAUUUACAGAACAAACAUUACUAUUAGGAAUUUAAUUUUACAUGCAAACGCAAAAACUUUGUAAUCUGUGCUCUUUAUUUUGGCCAAAUUGAUCUUUACUUUCUUUUGUCUGAACACACUGGAGCUGUACUGUUCACAGCACAUCCCUGCUUCACUUUCACUGAGGUGGACUACGGACUGUGUGAAGGAAAGAUCACAAUGUCAAUCAUGAUCUCCGUCCUGAAGCGGCUGUUAUUUUUAAUAAAGUAUGUAAUUUAAUUGGGAACAAAAACAAAUACCCAUAAAGUAAGCUUAAUUCAGAUAGCAUUUGUUCAUUUAUUUGUGUUCGUGGAAGUUUAAAAUCAUUUUAUUUUAUUUGGAAACAAAAAACAACAAAAUUUAAAUUUUAGAACAUUAAAUAAAGGCAGCAGUCUUUGCAUAGAGAAAAAUACAUGAAAGUCUACAGUAUUUACUGGCAACAUAAUAGUGUUAGCUUAGGCUUUGUAGGCUGUACUUAUCUUGGUAACAUUGGUAAUCUCAUGUUUGGGAAAGACAUUAGUCAGAUCAUUGUACAGACUCAGUAAUGAGUAGAUCUACUGUUUGCAUCGAAGGACAAAAGUAUUCAGCAACCUGUUUUGUUCUCAGCCCUUUAUACAUGCAACUAUUCUGCUAUGAUUGAGAUAUUGACAGUGAAUUUCAAAAGUCUUAGUACUGUCCUUGUUCGGUUUUUUGUCUCCUGUAAUAUUAACUGGAUGUGUAAAGCCCUUAGAGUUGAUUGUUUGAAAAAACAAUGGAUGAACAUUAGAUUGACGUAGGCCAAAUCAGGAAACGGAUCCUUUUGGUGGCUUCUUAGAGUCUCUCGUCGAAACUGUCUUCAGAGGAAGAUGAUGAGGACUAGAAGAAAGGGAAAAUAGGAAAAAUAAAAUCACAAUUAUUUUAGACAUUGGACAUUUUCAGCUUAAUAGCUGAAAAGGGAAUGACAUCACACGUGCUACAAUUCUAGCCCUUAUUAAGGAUGCAGCAAGUACACGGCCACCGAUAAAUAAGACUUGAGUCUUCAGUCAGUCAUGCUAUUGGUCCUGUGAGAUCAUACUUGAGCACAGCAGUGCAUAAAGCUAAAUGCAUACGGCAGUAUGCUAACAAUGACAAUGCUAACAUGUUGAUGUUUAUCAGAUAUAUUUCUGAUAUUUAUUAUAAUCACCAUCACUCAAAACUACAUUAACGUCAUGGUGGUGUUCCAAGUCGGGAUCACUGACAUCUCAUGGCAAUCCAUCCAAUAAUUGUUAGAUAUUUCAAUCAGGACUAAAGUGGUUGACUGACAAACCAACAUUACCUAGAGCCACACUACUAGCUUAAAGGUGCAAUAUAUAUAUAUAUAUAUAUAUAUGUGGAGUUACUGCUGGCAACUGUAGAUGUUGUUAGGUAGUUGGCUCAGUUAGCAAUGCAGCUAGUGGCCCCAUUGGCUGUAUACUGUAUUUCUAUGAGCUGACUCUUUUUGUACUUGGAGCCCGGAGCACCGGGGAAGUGUUUGUGUUUACGUGGCUAGCACAGGAACUUUUGACUGCUGGGAGGUGCAGCGUUUCAGAACCAGGCGUUGGAACCGGAUUCAACAGGGCUGGACCGGGACCGAAAACAGACUCUGAGACCAACGCAGGCCACUUCACUGAUAGGGAAUACGCUACCGAGGUUAUUUCUAAUGACUCUGACUUGGACUCUUGACUUCACUGUUAGAUCCCACUGAAUCCUUCACACUGGACCUGUAAAUGUUACCUGUGAACAUUUAAACAAGUACCACUCACCCUCUCUUUUGCUGGUUCAGGGGGGGAUUCAGGUCUGGCCUCUUUCUCAUGUCGCUCCUCCGUGCUGGUCUCUGGAGUAUCUGCAUAGUGGACUUGGGCAUAAGAUGUUUCCCCGAGGAGCAGGCGUGUGAUGGUCACUCCUUUAGCUUUGAGCUCGUCAUAGACGUUUCUUUUAGCCACCAGCAUCUCCAGAGAGCUGCCACAGCUGCGGAUUAUUGCCACCACCUCGUCAUGGCUGCUCUGCUCCACAUUUACUCCGUUCACCUCCACCACAAUGUCGUCAUCCUCCAGACCAGCCAUGUCAGCCACUCCACCCUUCACCACCUGAAACAAAGUGUGUCUUACCACUUUGAUUUAAAAUGCUAAUAAUUAAAUGGCAAUUAAUUAAUUAAUGAAUUAAUUAAAUUCUUACGUCUUUGAUGUACUGUCCACACAUCCCCUGGAUGCCGUUUAGGUGAAAGCCAUAGCCAGCUGAGGUCUUCUCCAUCUUACACAGUUUAGGCCUAAGCUCCUCCUUCCUCCCCUGAACAGUUGUGGAGGGUCGGACAGGAGCAGGUAAAUUUAAGGCCUCUGUGUAACUGGGCGGUGAGUUGGACUCCUGCAUCUCCUCGUAGAACAGCAUAGGAGACACUUUCCCCUGUUGAGGGAUACAGCCAUAACAUUAAAUAGAUUGUCUGCAGCCUUUACUAGAGUGUGACAUUGGCACCGCGACUCACCUGCUUAUAUAUUUGGUCCGUUUCUUUGUCCACCACUAGGAGGCAGCAGUUGUUGCCACUCUGCCUGAACCUGUCCACCACUUGCUCAUGGCUGCAGCCGUCCACCUCCUUACCAUCCACAGCCACUAGUCUGUCCAUUUCCUUUAUACCUGCUCUUUCUGCUGGGCUGCCUUUGUCUAUAUCCUUGAUGAAGUGGCCUGCAAUCAAUCAGCAAAUUGUCAAAAUACAUCCUUCUCUCUGGUUUAAUCUUCGCCAAAAUACCACUUAUUUAUAAUAUAUUCAUCGUGGUCUUGCCUGUUUGCCUGGGAUACUCCCUGAGGAGGAAGCCAUAGCCAUCAGAUCCUUUGGUCAUGUUGAUGAUGCGUGGCUUGUGAGGGAGAUACUUGGCUGUGGCUAACCAUGCUCCUAUCUUUAUACGCUUGUUCCCGUAGAACCUGUCUGUUUCCUCAUCCACCAACAGGACCAUUAGGCUGCUGCCAGCCAGUUUGAUCUUGUCCACUACUUGAUCGUGUGUGCAGUCUUCUAUGUUCUCCCCGUUGAUCUCCAGCAGACGGUCGUUGAGUUUGACCCCUGCCCUGUGAGCCACGCUUCCUGGGGUCACCUCUGUCAUGAACAAACCCUGCUCACCUAGAGAGGAUGUUACAGGAGAUAGGAACAAAGCCAAAAAUAAGCAAACUUACAGAUAUUUCAGCUGAGAUUACGAUUACAUUGCGAAUAACAGUACCACCUAAUAAGAAAGUACCCUUAAUAAAGCAAUUACUAAUACUUCAUAGAUCAGUCAUAAGCCAUUCAUAAGAACUUUUGUUGGAUGCCAAGUCGUGCAAAUUUGGCUGGUUUUCAUCCUCCUCCAAUAUGACACUUAUGUUACAUUUAAUUUUGCUCCACCUGACCUCUGACCCUCUGGAAAAGAGGGUUUUACACAUCAAAACCUGUUUCCAACUCUUGGAGGAGGUGAAAAAAGUUUUGUGGCUCCAGAGAGAAUAGUUUGAAAUCAGUCCGGUCUACAAGUUUGAAAAUUUCCAAAAAUCCGGGAUGUUGCACCAACAGUCCUCCUACAAGCUGCGGCAAUUAUAUGAAAUGGUAUACACUUGCUGUCUCCUAAGUGGGCAUGAUCCCCCCCCUCACCUGAAGUGUUGUGUAUGUCGCAUAGAUGGCUGAAAGCCGAUUGGGUUGUGCUAGAGACGGUUCAGAAAGUUAUUUAAGUUUUAGUUCAAUCAAUCAUAUCAUUGGUGACAUUAGACCGAUGAUUCAGCAGAGAAGAGAUAUCUGCAUUGCCAGAUCUCGCACCAGUGUUUUCCUGCUGAGGCAGUCAGGUCUUGACCAAAGUUAAUUUGUUUGUGAUUCGUAUGUUUGACAAAUUGCAUUUUAGUGUCUGAAUGUUCGGAAGAUAUGUGGCUUGUGAGUAAUGGGUCGAAUAUUUACUUUGGUGACUAUGGAGCGAAAGAAUGGGUCAUGAUCUGUGCUCAUGUUCACUACUCCCAUUGGAGUGAAAACACUGAGCACCACCGCUAGUCUCCUAAAGGGGAAGGGCAGUGGCUAAACCCAUGUGACAGAUCCAGGAAAUGACUUUUCAGUGUGAUAUCUCUUUUCUAAAGAGUCUCUGAGGCUAACAGCUUGAGGCUGACAUUAGCUGCUAUUAACACACCCAAAUCUCGAACCGAUCUGUCUGUGGUCGAGUUGUGGAUAAUGUAGGCGCCAGGUUUUGACAAUAUCUUUGUUUCUGCUAAAACAAGUUUGAUAGGCUACUUAAAAACAAUAAUUGUCCAUCAUGAGUCCAGGAUCGUUAGGAGUAUGCUAAUAUUAAUAUUAAUUUACAUCUGCAGAUUUUAUUGUUGUUGAAUUUUAUCACUUUCUAAUAAGCCACAGCUGUUGUUAUAAAUGCUAAUAUAUUGCUAUAUGGUAUAUAUAUAUAUUAGUAAAGAGGCUUUCACACUGUUGCACCGUAACUUGCCGCCUCCAGUCAUUUCAAUGAGGGGAAAACAAGAUAUAUAACUUAAGUCUAGUGUUCUGAGACGUGGAAUGUCACAUAUAAUGUCUUUAAAGGGUUUUCACGACAAUCUAUCAAGUCCGCAGUUAUGAGCGUUAACUGGUGUUAAAGAGUAACUUAACACUGUAAAGCAGUGUUUCAAGGCCUCUCUAAUUCAAGGUUUCAAGACUAUUAUAGGUGUGGUGUGGUUGGGUGAAAUCAGAAGUGGGCUCUGUUGCACCUGUAACCACACCCACUAGUGAUGUCACAAGGCCCUUGAGCACACCUGUGCAUCACUUCAGCGAGGUUAGAAGUUAAACCGUCAGCAAAACUUCCUGAUGAGUUAAAGACUUAAAUGUAAUAAGACAAAGAAAGUAUAAUUCUGGAGGAGGAUAUUUACUAACCAAUGAGAGAUUUUACAAACCCCAAAGUUCUUAUUAAAGACUUAUUAGUUGUUACUAAAAGAAAUUGAAAAACAUUUUAACUAUUAAAAAAGUCAUUAACGCGUGCGUUAUUAGAAAGUGUUACAAAAUGAUUUCCUGCUUUAAGUUCAGUAAAUCUAAAGUUACAAAUCCCAGCAUCGAGUUUUAUUUUUUAUCAGUUUGACCCCAUAUAGGUAGAUACAUUAAACAGGUAUAUUUGUAUGUUUCAUUUUGACAUUUUAAAGAUUUUUUUAAAUAAUUUAUCAUAAAUUGUGAUUAACUCUGCCUCCUCAGCUCACCUUUGACUGAGCGAAGAGAAAAACCAAAACCUGAGCUGGACUUAACCAGGUAGCAGAGUUUGGGUUUUGGAUCCUGUUUGCCCACACCGUUGACAACUGGUGUGCUCUGAGAGCCAGACAGGUUCUCUCCCUGUGCUUUUGCUUGCUUGUAGGAGGCUUCAUCCAGGAUGUGGAAUGUGACUGAUGCGCCACUGUUUCUCACAAUGUCCACAACCUGUCCCACGGAAACACAUAAAUAGCAGAAGGGUUUUGAGAAAGAGGUCUGUCACAGUGCAAGGCCAUCAGUCUAUGGAGCCCCAGAACUGAAAAAUGUAGUAAAAAGUCAGAGAUAUAGCAGAAGUUUUAUAAUUAUUAUUUAACCUCCAAUAAGUUGGUAAAAAUCAAAAAGCUUUUGUUUUUUUCUUUACCAACAAUUAGUUGAUAAAUAAAUUGAAACUUAAUUAAUUUCUCUUCUAUCUAUAUUUCACUAUCGCUCAUUUUAUUUUUAUUAUUUUUAUGUUUUGGGUCUUGAUACACAUUAAUUGAUCUAUUCUAUAUUCUAUAUUCUAGCCAUGCAGCAUUUUUACCGCUCUCUUAUAACAGAAGCUAAAACAUUUCAGCAAACGUACGACUAAUGCUAACGCAGUUAUCCAGAUAAUGUUACUUUGUAACAUUCAAGUUCACAGAAACCGUCAUUACAGUUGUCUUCAUCUUCAACUGCAUGUCUCUUGUCUUUAUCAAGGACCUUAAUGGAAACAAGUCUUGGGCUAUUUGUGUCGUUCUUGACAUUUUGUAGAAGUGCCUCUUUGCAUAAUGUUAAAUAUACUAAAAAUGGAAUAGAUAAAUGAUUAAAUGUGUGCCAAGGCCUGAAAAUGUAUUAUUUUAAUGUAAUGUAUUUGUCAACUGAUAAGUGGUAAAAAGAAAAAAGAAAAAAACCUUUUUGCUUUUUUACCAACUGAUGGUUAAGGGGGGAAAUGUUUAAAUCACUCCAUUUAUUAUUAUAUUUAUUGACUGAUUAUUUAACUAACCGUUUUAUUUAUUGAUGUACUCACUUAUUUUUGAUGACUUGUCUAUACAUAACCUUUUACUACAGCACAUUUAGUCAUUUCCGGAGCUCCAUAUUAGGAGUUCUUAUUGAUUUCAUUAAUAAUUCAGAGGUAAUUCCACAUUACCUCUGAGUGGGACAUUGCAUCAACAAAUGUUCCAUUGACCCGCAGGAUG
Messenger RNA from Morone saxatilis (striped sea-bass), 8181 nucleotides. RefSeq names its product Golgi pH regulator (gene gphra). Gene Ontology annotation, cellular component: Golgi cisterna membrane. NCBI's taxonomy places the organism in Eukaryota, Metazoa, Chordata, Actinopteri, Moronidae. Gene Ontology annotation, biological process: intracellular pH reduction. The record is from RefSeq and is a predicted model, not a curated record. Bases 214 to 1581 code for a protein of 455 amino acids. Gene Ontology annotation, molecular function: voltage-gated monoatomic anion channel activity. The transcript is spliced from 14 exons.